Molecule: messenger RNA, 5984 nt
Organism: Fukomys damarensis (Damara mole-rat)
Lineage: Eukaryota; Metazoa; Chordata; Mammalia; Rodentia; Bathyergidae
Gene: Nktr
Product: natural killer cell triggering receptor
Exons: 14
Coding region: 3-4508 (1501 amino acids)
Biological process (GO): protein peptidyl-prolyl isomerization; protein folding
Cellular component (GO): nucleus
Molecular function (GO): peptidyl-prolyl cis-trans isomerase activity
Source: RefSeq, a predicted model, not a curated record
UUAUGUGUUUUAUUUCAGUUGGUCGCAUUAUGUUUCAGCUCUUCUCAGACAUAUGUCCAAAAACGUGCAAAAAUUUCCUUUGCCUAUGCUCAGGGGAGAAAGGCCUUGGGAAAACAACUGGAAAGAAGUUAUGUUAUAAAGGUUCUACAUUCCAUCGUGUGGUUAAAAACUUUAUGAUUCAGGGUGGGGACUUCAGUGAAGGUAAUGGAAAAGGUGGAGAAUCUAUUUAUGGUGGAUAUUUUAAAGAUGAAAACUUUAUUCUCAAACAUGACAGAGCGUUCCUUUUGUCAAUGGCAAAUCGAGGGAAACAUACCAAUGGUUCCCAGUUUUUCAUUACUACAAAACCUGCUCCACACCUGGAUGGGGUACAUGUUGUCUUUGGACUGGUUAUUUCUGGUUUUGAAGUCAUUGAGCAGAUAGAAAAUCUGAAAACUGAUGCUGCAAGCAGACCUUAUGCAGAUGUGCGAGUUAUUGACUGCGGGGUGCUUGCCACAAAAUCAACAAAAGAUGUUUUUGAAAAAAAAAGGAAGAAACCAGUACAUUCAGAAGACUCAGAUUCCUCUUCCAGUUCCUCUUCCUCUUCAGAAUCAUCUUCAGAAAGUGAAAUUGAGUAUCAGAGAAAUAGGAGAAGGAAACAUAAGAGGAGGCCAAAAGCUAAACAUUCUAAACGGAGACGAAAGGAAGCGAGCAGUUCAGAGGAGCCAAGGAGUAAACACGUCAGGAGCCCAAAAGUUCACUCUGAGAGGAGUGAUACCAAUGAGAACAGACCAGUGGAUUCAAAUGCUAAAAGGGAAAAGCCUGUUGUCCGCCCAGAAGAGAUUCCUCCAGUGCCUGAGAACCGAUUUUUACUGAGGAGAGAUAUGCCUGUUGUCCCGGUGGAGCCUGAGCCGAAGAUUCCAGAUGUUGCACCCACUGUAAGUGAUCAGAAACCAUCUGUGUCAAAGUCUGGACGGAAGAUUAAAGGAAGGGGUACCAUUCGCUAUCACACACCUCCAAGAUCGAGAUCCUGUUCGGAGUCUGAGAACAAUGACAGCAGUGAAACUCCUCCUCACUGGAAGGAGGAGAUGCAGAGGCUGAGAGCGUACCGACCGCCAAGUGGAGAGAAGUGGAGUAAAGGAGACAAGUUAAGUGAUCCCUCUUCAAGCCGGUGGGAUGAGAGAAGCUUGUCACAGAGAUCUCGGUCAUGGUCCUAUAGUGGAUAUUACUCAGACCUGAGUACAGCAAGACACUCUGAUGGUCAUCAUAAAAAACGCAGAAAGGAAAAAAAAGUUAAGCAUAAAAAGAAAGCCAAAAAGCAGAAGCACUACAGAAGACACAGACAGACUAAGAAGCGAAAAGUUGUGCUAUCUGACAUAGAAUCUUCGAAAUCUUCCACUCGACAGGUGAGGUCCUCUUGUGAUAGAGAAAGGAGGUCUCGCUCUUCCUCCUUAUCAUCUCAUCACUCGUCCAAGAGGGACUGGUCCCAAUCUGACAGGGGCGGCCAGAGCUCUUCGACCCAUUCCAGCAGGGACUCCCCCAGAUCGAAGUCUCCCUCGAGGUCCUAUUCUAGAGGAAGCUGCACAUCAAGGCCUGCAUCGAGGUCCUCAUCACAUUCUCAGAGUAGAUCCAAGUCCAGAUCGAGUUCCAAGUCAGGGCCUCGAAGGACAGCAUCAAAAUCACCAAGAGCAACAGCUUCUCAGUCGAGUGACAAUAAACCAGUUAAAACAGAAUCUUUAAGAGCAACAGUGCCACAGAAUGAAAAUGUAGUAGUACAGCCAGCGGUAACAGAAAAUAUCCCAGUGAUACCACUGAGUGACAGUCCCCCCCCUUCACGGUGGAAGCCUGGGCAGAAGCCUUGGAAGCCGUCCUAUGAGCGAAUUCAGGAAAUGAAAGCUAAAACGACUCAUCUGCUGCCCAUCCAAAGUACUUACAGUUUAGCAAGUGUUAAAGAGACUGGCAGUUCAUCAUCCUACCAUAAAAGAGGAAAAAAUUCAGAAAGUGAUCGGAGUGCUUAUUCAAAAUACAGUGAUAGAAGUUCCGAAAGUUCGCCGAGGUCAGGGAGCAGAUCUUCUAGGAGUAGGAGCAGAUCUUAUUCUAGGUCCUACACGAGAUCCCGUAGUCCGGCUAGUUCACGUUCCAGGUCCCGGCCUCUAUCCUCCAGGUCUCACUCACGAGGUAAGUACAGUGAUCACUCACGGUGCAGUAGGUCGUCUUCGUACACUUCCGCGGGCAGUGACGGGGAGAGACGGGCCAGGAGGAAAUUCAGAUCCAGUGGGGAGAAAAGUAACGCUUCCAAUAAAAGGCACAGCAGCCGUUCUGAAAAGACACUGCGUGGUCAACAUGCCAGAGGUAGAGACCGGUCUUCACGUCGGAGAAGACGGUACAGCGAGAGCAGGUCCUCUGUAGAUUCUUCUUCAGACAACGAACAGUCAAGUGUUCAGGUCGUACAUUCAGCCCACGAGAGAGAGAAGCAGGGCAGAGUGGAAGUAACGAAUAAUAAACAGGAAAAAGGCAGUGAUGCAGAGAGAUCCAAACCUGAACGGGAAUGCUUGCGUUCCAAAAUGAGAAAUUCAAAAGAGAAUCUUUCUGAUCACUUCAGAAAUGGCAACAAGCCCAAAAGGAAGAAUUAUGCUGGGAGUAAAUGGGACUCUGAGUCAAAUUCAGAACGAGAUGUAAUUAAAACCAAUCCAAAGGGUUCUGGGAGGUCUUCUGACAAGGAGGAAGGGGAGGCCACAUCAGAUUCUGAGUCAGAACUCAGUGCAGUUCACAUCAAAGCCAAACCCAAGGCAAAGUCUCCAGCAAAUGCGGCGCUGCCCGAUAGUGGUGCCCAGAAGUCCAGCAGACAGCGGCCCUCGACUUCUGGUUCUGAAGGGUCCAACUCUAACUCCGAAAACAACAGAGCAAAGCCACGAAAGCACAAACACUCCUCAAAGGAAAAUCUGAAAAGGGAUCACACCAAGAAAGUGAAGGAGAAAGUGAAAGGGAAAAAAGACAAGCACAAGCCUCCAAAACGAAAGCAAGCAUUCCACUGGCAGCCUCCACUAGAAUUUGGGGAGGAGGAGGAGGAAGAAGAGGAGAUUGACGAAAAGCAAAUCACUCAAGAGUCAAAAGAAAAAAAAGAACUUCCUGAAAACAGUGAAACGCUAAAAAAUGAUACUCCUCACACUGAGAAAUCUUGCGACAAGGCCAGGCUUUCACAACAACACAGCACAGUGACUGUGUCGUCAGCCCUGGAUCAGCUUGCCGAAAGUGACAGUAAGCCCAAUAUUUGUCCCACAGCUUUAGUUCCCGAGGAAGAGGGGGCCAGUUUGCCCCGAAACACUCAGCAUGUUGAAGAAGGUGCCCCAAGCGGAGCAGAGGAUGUGUUUCAGGCAGAUGAUAACAUGGAAAUCUGCACCCCCGAGAGAAGCUCCCCAGUCAAGGGAGAAGGGACUUCCCCCCUGGCCGUUUCACGGCUCAGCACCCCACAGAUGAGCACUGUUCUCAAACAGGAUCUGCACACGGAGCCUCCUGACACAGGCAGACUGAGACAGGAAGGCAGCACAUCUGAAAACAAAACAGGGGCAGAAGGGGUAAAACAGGACAGCAACUCAGCCAGCGCGGCCAGCCCUGGUAAAAGUGUUGGGAAGAGGGAGGCAGCCGAGAAGAGCCAGGGCAGUCUCUUGGAUAACAAGUGGAAACCCCUGCAGGGUGUGGGGAACCUGUGGGCCCCUCCUGCUUCCACAUCCAAUGCUGCAGAGGCCAAGGUCCUAACUGUUGCACCUGAGAUGAAGCCACAAGGCUUAAGGAUAGAAAUCAAAAGCAAAAACAAAGUUCGGCCUGGGUCACUCUUUGAUGAAGUAAGGAAGACAGCACGACUGAACCGCAGACCAAGAAAUCAGGAAAGUUCAAGUGACGAGCAGACACCUAGUCGGGAUGACGACACUCAGUCCAGGAGUCCAAGUAGAUCCCGCAGUAAAUCUGACACCAAAUCCCGACACAGAGCUAGGUCCAUCUCCUACAGUCGCUCCAGAAGUCGAUCGAGAACUUCCACGUCAUCUUAUCGAUCCAGAAGCUAUUCCAGAAGUCGGAGCCGAGGAUGGCAGAGCCGAGGCCGCAGCCACAGCCGCUCCUACCGAAGCUACGAUAGUCACAGGACAUCCAGCAGGAGCAGGUCCAGGAGCAGCUCGUAUGACCCCCACAGCCGGUCCAGCAGGUCCUACACUUAUGACAGCUACGAUAGCAGGAGUCGGAGCCGGAGCCGGGGCCGCAGGAGUGACAGUUAUCACCGAGGCAGAAGCUACAACAGGUGGUCCAGGUGGGUCCUUCUGUUGUUUUUGUUUCAUGGUGGAUGCUGGGUUUCUGUGAUGGGGCCUUGCUAUAGAGCCCAGGCUGUCCUUAAACUCGUGAUCUUCCUGCCUCAGCCUCCCGUGUGCUGGGCUUACAGAUGGCGCCAUCAAGCCAGGCUAAGGACCUUCUUCUGGGAGCCCCAGAGUUACUGUGGGUUCUCAGUCCCACAGGCACUGACUGCUAGUGUGGAGAAAGUGUAGCCCUCCGAGUAUAGAAGUCCCCUCUUCCCACAUUUAUGACGCCUGGCACUUCUGGAAGCAGCCUUGGUACUAGGAGUCCCCAGGGGAUACUUGCUGGGUCUUGUCCGUGUCUCAUCUCAGAGGAGUUGGAAGUGUUCGCGGAUUGCUGAACAUGCAGUCCUUGAGGAAGGAUGAAAGAAGGCCACUGCAUUCCAGCCACUUCCUAAAGUCAGGCUUUCCAUUUUCUUAUUUCCAUAGAAAAAGAAAGUAAGAAAAUAGGUAAUAAAAUAAGAAAAGAACAUAGGAAAAAAAGGUAAUAGAAGAGAGUCUUGGCAAGAUUAAGGUUCUCUCCUGUCAGUUUAGUAAAAUCAUUGUUAUGUGUUCUGUACAUUGUGCUUUAUAUAGCAUUUUGAUGAUCGCGAGUCUCUGAUAACUCCUGAGUUACCCUUUCUGGUGGGUCCGGCCUCCUGCCCCAUCCAUGUGAUGCAGUGUCGAUGUCACCUGAGUACUCUGGUGCACACGGGCAAGUCCAGGUCCAGGUUCUCAGCACUGCCUGCAGGGCCGCUUCUCUUACCCCUCCAUCUCUGAUUCUGACCCUUUCCUUCUGCCUAGAGACACAGGUGCCCUCUCCACCAUCUCCUCUGCUUCCUGAAAGGACACUCAGGUCGCCACUGCAGCCCACUGUUCCAGAAGCCUCCCUCCCAAGUGCAGGGAGGCAAGCUGCCCCUGUGCCCCUGCAGUGCUCACUGUCCCUAACUGCUUUCUUGCCGGCUGUUCUGUAUUAUCUAUGGCCCUUAGGGAGCCAUACGGGCCGCUGCCGAUACUGUGAUUGGCUCUUGUUGGAUUUUUUCUAAGCUCUCUGACUAGGGACCAUAAGUAGGUCCUCUCGGCUCAGUGUCAGUGUGCAGACCACUUCCACCUUUGCGGGGCUCCCAUUUGGCCUCCCUGCCUUUAAUAAAACUACAGCGCAUCUCCCUCUCCCUUCCUCUGGUGAUCUCAUCGAAUGCUGGUCCUGUCUUGGGCACCACAGAACGUUAUUCUGCUCACAUGUGUAAAUGGAUUUCAAGUAAAUUUCCCAAGGUGUGAGGUUUCCUAGCCUUGAUACUGCCACCAGCUGUCUUAAACAUCCGUGAGAAGUGAGAGGCAUUGCCACAGUCAGAGCCCAGUGUCCACUUCCUGUGCCAGGCUGUCCUGUCAGUAGUGUUUGGGAGCCACUCAGAUCACGAGAUCAGGACCUCAUGGAGGGAUUCAGAAGGUGGACAGUCAAGAUGUUUCCAUACAUUCUGUUUUUUUUAUUUUGUUUUGUUUUGUUUUUUGGUACCGGGGAUCAAACUCCUGUCCUUGAGCUUGAGAGGCAGAUGGAAAAACCACUGAGCAAUCCCCGGCCCUUGUUCUGUUUUGUUAACAGGAGUUGUAGAUCUUAUGGUUCUGACAGUGAAAGUGACCGAAGUUACUCUCAUCACCGGAGCCCCAGUGAAAGCAGCAGAUACACCUGAA